Penaeus vannamei (Pacific white shrimp) is the source of this 1577-nucleotide messenger RNA. RefSeq names its product actin nucleation-promoting factor WASL. The record is from RefSeq and is a predicted model, not a curated record. Lineage: Eukaryota; Metazoa; Arthropoda; Malacostraca; Decapoda; Penaeidae.
CUUGACUCUGGCGGAGGCAGUUUCCACCGCGACGCCGAGAGGGAAAGACCUGUUCUCCGUCCUCCCGUGCCAUUUUUUUCUAUUUUUACUGCGUAGUGACUAAGUGGCCUGCUGACAUCGCUAAUUCUGACAGAAGGAGCCCUCUCGUCUUGUCUUCCCACCCCCACCUACCUACCCCUGACCAUGGGUUCCACCAACAAGAUGUUUUACCUCGGCGAAGGGUCGGAGAACGGCUCAACACCCACGGAACAGCCUUUCCCGAACGCCCCAUUCGCCGAACCCCCGCCCACCUACGCCCAAUCGCAAGCAACCCCGAAAUAUCUACAAGCAAUACCCGGUCGCACGCACCCGCUGCCUUCACCACAAGCACCUCUUCCGACGGUCUCGGGACAAGUACAGGCGCCGGCGGGCCACAAUGUUUACAGAGCGACUGCACCCGCGCCAUCUACGUCGGGUGUGGCAGGUGCGAAUUACCCCCGCCAACCUCCAGUUCCAUCAUUGAUUGGCAGUGCAAGCUAUCCUGGUCAGCUGACGGGCAUUCAGACCGGCACCAACGGCCCUUCAGCGCCUCCUCCUCCUCCUCCCGGAUUACCCGCAGAAACCAACACGAGGAAGAAAACAACUUGUAUGAGAGUCUCUGGGGGCAUCGGUGUUGCCGUCUUGGUGAUCUGGAUAAUAUUCCGAUUUUGCAUUCGCGUGGCGAUCGAUUCGAGUACGUGAUUGGUAGUUAGUGUUGUUACAGGGGAAAAGCUAAACCAGUAGCAACUCGAGGAGGUGUCAUGGCGUUUUGAUGAUUGUUUAAUGAAAAUAUAGCCAUUAAAAUCAUUAUUUUCCAUCCUUUUUGAAAAUUGAAGAGACCAAAAUGAUCGACUAUAUUCACAAAGCAUCCGUUUUGUGACGUCAUCAAAUAAACCCCAUGUGCUUUUUUUUUCAAAAAUAGAAGCAGACGCCACGACGCCUCGAGUUGCCAUCGAUCUAGUUGUUACAGUUAACGUUGGUUAAAAAAAAAAAAAAAAAAAAAAAAAAGUUGGUACGAGAGGAUUGGAUUUGGUAAUAGUUCUUAGGACUUACUAGUAUGCUAUUGCGUGGCAAGGCCUGCGAGAGCGUGCUAGUAGUGCUUAAGGAAUGUAAGCAACUGAAGCGUGGAGUGUACUUAGAUGUACCUCAAGAUUUGCCAGUACUUCAACAAGUAUUCGAGAAAGCCAGUAAUUGAAAAAAGAUGGUUAUCAGAUGCUGUUGAGAAAGCCAGUAAUAAAAAAAAAUAUUUAUACUGAUGUCUUUAUAUAUGGAUAUAAACUAACAUUACUGUUGAAAUGUGUGUGUGUGUGUAUUUACGUGCGUGUGUCUGUGACGGUAUGAAAGCUUGUUUAUAAGUUCAGGCAAAUGAAGUUCUGAUGUUGAUUGAUACAGUAAUAAAAAGUUAAGGUUCCUAAUGUUAUGUAGCUUUUAAUGUUAUGCUAAAACUGUAUGUGACUCGACCUGAAAAAGUUAUCUCCUGAUUUUAUAAUUUAUUGUAAAUAGUUGUAGGAAUCUAUUUUUAAUUUAAUGUAUUUUUUGUAUAAAUGAUGGUUCUAUAA